UCAUUCCGUAUUUGCGUUUUACCAAAUAAAACCAGUCAGUUGUGGCGAAUAACCACCAAAUUCCCCUUUGUGUGCGUUCCUCAAAAAAAUCCACCAUCAUUUCUCUCAAAUUUCCAGAAAAAAAAAUCUCCCCCACCCAACCGCUCCAUCGCAGUGACGUAUCUGUCAAAUGUCAAAUCUAGUGAUUUCCCUGGUAAUCACGAAACGUCAAAAUUUAUGUUUGAAAUGACAUUUUCCUCCUUAUCGCAAAUACUGAGCGCUUUAACAAUAGCAGUUGUUUAAUUAUGCUAAUUUAGUGUCGGCCAGCCAGUGAUAACAACCGCCACCAACAACAUGGGUCUAUUCGGCACCUCCAACGACGUAGUAAUCGCAGACGAAGUAGAAAGAGCAACAAACGAGAACAAUGUCGACGACGCUUGGGACCAGAUCAUCGCAGUGUGCGAUAAGGCUGGCAAGGCGGCGGAGGAGGCGAAGAGCUACCUCAGGGCCAUCGUGAAGAGGCUGUACAACGCGGACCCCCACAUCGCCAUUCAGGCCGUCACGUUGCUAGAUGCGUGCGUGAAGAACAGCGGGAGGUUGUUCCACGUGGAAGUCGCGUCGAGGGAGUUCGAGAACGACUUUCUGAAGCUACAGUCCAAGGCACACGCCACCGUCUCGAAGAAACUCAGAGAGGCUCUGAAGAGGUGGGCCGAGAAUGAGUUCAAGAGUGACCAGCAGCUUAAUCUCAUACCGUCGUUGUAUACUAAAUUGAAGAAUAGCGGGGUGGAUUUCUCGUCGGAAAUGUUUUCCUUGCAGCCCGCGAAAAAGUCCUCGCACGUCAACAAGGACCCCAACGUCGUCGAAUCCCAAGAGGAAGAGAACCAGAUCCUCAAAGCCAUAGAACUGUCGCUGAAGGAGAGCACGUCCUCGCCUCGGGCGGCCAGCGCGAGCAGCACCCUGUACCCCUCGACGAAUCUAUCGCUGGCCGCCGCCACUUCCGCGAACUCGACGCCCGUCAAAGAGCCCAAGAAAGUGCGAGCUCUGUACGAUUUCGAGGCGGCCGAAGACAACGAGCUCACGUUCAGAUCGGGAGAGAUAAUUUUUGUGAUAGACGAUUCGGACCCGAAUUGGUGGAAGGGCAGCAACCAGAGGGGCGAGGGGCUGUUCCCGUCGAAUUUCGUCACGAAAGACUUGGACGUGGAGCCGGAGAAAUUUUUAUACGAAAAAGCCAAAAAAAUAGUCCAAUUCAAAGAAACCGUCGACGUGAAAACCGCCGACAAGGAGCCCGAGGACAUAGAAAUCAACGAAGAGAAAAUCGACCGCCUCCUGCACCUCCUCCACGAGGCCGACCCCACCAACCCCGAGACCGACACCGAGGAGAUGCUGAAAUUGGAGCGCGAAGUGAACGGCAUGGGACCCCUGAUCGACUCCGAGCUGGAAAGGGUGGACCGGAAGCACGCCCAACUCACCCAACUCAGCGCCGACCUCGUCGAGGCCCUCAGCUUGUACCACACGCUGAUGCGCGAGCCACAGUUCCCUCCGAAGCUGCCUUAUAACUUUAGCCAGAUGGCGCCGCCGCCGCCCAACUCGAUGGUGCCGCCGCAGCCCGCCUACAACGGCCUGCCGCCGCCGCCCGCGUCGAUGAUGCAGCCCGGGAUGGCGCCGCCGCCCAUGCACUACGGCACGCUGCCGAUGAUGCCGCCGGCCGGCAUGGGCGGCCUGCCGCCGCCGCACAGCCUGCCGCCGGGGAUGGGGCCCUUCAUGAUGCAGCAGAUGCCCGACGAGAGGAGAGGACACAGUUAUGGCACCAUGGUGCAUCCGAGUUUUCCCCCGAAUGUUGCGACGUCGUCGCACACUCUCAUACACAACGGACCUCCUCAGUCGCAAAGUCAACACUAUAUGCCUGCUUCAAGCUCUAAUCCAAAGUAGUGGGCCUUGCAAGAAUCCUGUUAUUUUUCUUUAUAACCGAUGUGAUUUGACUAUUUAGUUAUUUUGAUAAUAUCGUGUUUAUAGGUAUUUCUUCACUAUCCCCACCACUUUGGUUUAUUUAUUACCUACGAGAGUUGAUAUUAAGUUGGGGACAGACGUGCGUGCGGUGCAGACAGUGAAGAGAUUAUUAAGUAAUAUUGUAGACUUGAUGUAAAGAAAAAUAUGUAUAUGAAUAAAUUUUAUCAAGAAAUUAUUAUUGAAGUGUAAA
Messenger RNA from Zophobas morio, 2176 nucleotides. Its product is annotated as signal transducing adapter molecule 1-like. Gene Ontology annotation, biological process: protein transport to vacuole involved in ubiquitin-dependent protein catabolic process via the multivesicular body sorting pathway. Bases 334 to 1908 code for a protein of 524 amino acids. The record is from RefSeq and is a predicted model, not a curated record. The transcript has 7 exons. Gene Ontology annotation, molecular function: ubiquitin binding; phosphatidylinositol binding. Gene Ontology annotation, cellular component: ESCRT-0 complex. NCBI's taxonomy places the organism in Eukaryota, Metazoa, Arthropoda, Insecta, Coleoptera, Tenebrionidae.